Molecule: messenger RNA, 2145 nt
Organism: Symbiodinium natans
Lineage: Eukaryota; Dinophyceae; Suessiales; Symbiodiniaceae
Source: the annotation of a GenBank genome assembly
AUGUACAAGUCUUGUGACUCAAUGGUGAUGCAGGACAUUUUGAAAGCCUUCGAAGAAGAUACAGAUGCCUUCUUCGACUCCUUGCUGUCAGGUGAGAGUUCAGCGCCUCCACCAGCAGCGGCGCCAAAAGCUGCGCCAAAAGUAGCCGCCACGGCAGCAUUCGCCCCGCCAGCAAGAACAGAGGCCCCAAAGCCAGCUCCGACCUCCGAGGUGCCAAAGGCUGCACCCAAGGAGGUGGCAGCAAAACCCGCAGCCAAAGAUGAGGUGCCGACAGUGUCUGAGCGGCAGGCAGCUAAAGCACCGCCAGCUGCGCCCAAAGUGGAGGUGCCGACAGUGUCUGAGCGGCAGGCAGCUAAAGCACCGCCAGCUGCGCCCAAAGUGGAGGUGCCGACAGUGUCUGAGCGGCAGGCAGCUAAAGCACCGCCAGCUGCGCCCAAAGUGGAGGUGCCGACAGUGUCUGAGCGGCAGGCAGCUAAAGCACCGCCAGCUGCGCCCAAAGUGGAGGCCCCCCCGGUAGCCGAGACGGCGACAGCGGCUCCGAAGACGCAGGCAGCCUCCGUCGAUCUCGGUGGAGGCAAGCCAAGCUCCAAGGAGCCCGGUCAGGUGCAGAGCACCCUGGAGACGCCCGAACGGGCAGCCAUGUUCCGCAUGGACAGCAGCGGAUCUGACGAGGCGGAGGUGUCCCAACCCGACUACAGCCACGGCGAGGUCCACCACCUCACAGCACCGCCGCCCCCCGCGGACUUCACCACAGAGGACAUCGUCCUCCAUGAGACUUUAGAAGAUUUCUACACCCAGCACAGGCAGACAAACAUGAGCAACAUCAACGCCAUUGUGGCCAAGUAUCGCGGCCACAUGGUCCCGCACCUUUGGGCGCAGCUGUCACUGAAGUACAACCUUGCUCCCCUGGAAGGCCUCGAGCUGCUCGGCCGAAGCCUCUACCAGAACGCGCCCUUUGAGUAUCGGGAGGAGGAGCUUCAGACCGAGCUGGAAGAGGCUCUUGCCGAGGUUCGAAAGUCGGUGCUGGCGGAGGGCCUCGCACCCUCAAAGACGGAGCUGCUCCAGCGGGCCAUCGCGCGGGGAACGAAGGACGGCAACGAUGGCCUCCUUCGAUUGCUCGCCUUCCGCGGGCUCCCAGACGAUCACGGCCUGAGAGCAACAGUCUGGAAGGCAUUGCUUGGCUACCUGCCCAUGAAGCGGCAGGACGAGUGGAACGCCAUUCAUGGUGAGAAGCGUGCCCUCUAUGCCAGCUACCGGAGCGAACUCCUCACUAUCGACUCUGCACACGAGGUCUCGAUCAACUCGAGCUCCAAGAACCCAGGUAGUGAGAUUGAUGAUCAAGACUUGCUGCAGGAGAUCAAGAACGACGUUGACAGGACCCGGCGAGAUUUCGAGUAUUUCCGCCGUCCUGCGACAAAAGCUGCGUUAACUGCUUUGCUCUUCGUCUAUGCCAAGCUGAAUCCGGGCGUCCGGUAUGUGCAAGGCAUGAACGAGAUCGCCGCAGUCCUGCUUUACGUUAUGUCCGCGGAGGUCGACGCCGAGACGGAUGCUUUCUGGUGCUUCAGCGAGAUGAUGGCCGAAAUCAAAGACGGCUUCAUGCAAGCUUUGGAUCACAGCGGCGAAGGCGUCUACGGCAUGGUGGAGGAGAUCUCGCAGAUGCUACGGAGCUACGACCCGCACCUCGCGAGGCAUCUCGCCCGCGCUGAGCUGUCUCUGUUUGUUUUCGUGCUGCGGUGGUGCACCGUCCUCUUCGCCCAGGACGCGACACUUCCGGACGUUCUUCGGCUGUGGGAUUCCUUCAUCGCCGACCCGAACAGAUACGGGUUCGUGGUGCACGUGUGCGUGGCUGUCAUCCUCGGUAAGCGGGAGGAGCUCCUGGCAACAGACAAGCAGUUCGAGCUGGCCGAGAUCAUGCAAGCGGGGCCGCGGGGCACCGACUUCGAUGCGCUGCUCCGCAAGGCCUUUGCAAUUUGCGCCUUCGAGCGCCGGAGCCUGCCGCCACAGUUUCCGCCGAAGAGGAACCAGGUUAUCGACGACCUGUCCGACUGGGCCCAGCAUGCCGCAGCAGAGGCCGCCGCCGUCGCCAGCGAGGUGGGCGCCGACCUCUCGAAGAACUUCCAGGAGCUGCCAGGGCCAAGGCUUUAG